Camellia sinensis is the source of this 5076-nucleotide messenger RNA. The record is from RefSeq and is a predicted model, not a curated record. Lineage: Eukaryota; Viridiplantae; Streptophyta; Magnoliopsida; Ericales; Theaceae.
UCACGGCAAUUUUAUGGUCUAAGGAAAUGGAUCUUUAGGGUUAGGGAAGUUGCUUUUGUUGGAGAUUGAUGUCAGUGGGAGUUUAUUCCUUUUGCAAAUGUAUAUGUUUGUGGAGAAUGACUUGUCGUGAACAUAAAGUAAAGGGUGCUUAUAGUUGAUGCAAAAUUGUUCAACUGUUUGAAGGUUCCAAGUUUGAAGACUGCUGUGAAUUGCCUAGUCUUUUAGAGAGGACAGAUGACAUAAUUUGAACAACGUCUAAAUGAGUGUUUGAAAGCAACUUCCCAAUUUUCAGAGUACAGGUUGAAAUUUAUUUAUAUAGGAGAGUGUGCUAGGAUCUCUGCAAUUGGAAAAUCGUCAAGUCAUGUCGGUUUCAGGAAACGAAGAGACUGGGGUCCUUGCCCGGCAGUCUAGUAAUUGUUCUGCAGGUGUUCCUAUCAAGAAAAGGAGGUUUCCAUUGGUGAGGCCUCUUUCACCUCCUCCUCAGGAACCAUCUACUCGUCGUGCAGAUAAUGACUCGCUACAUAAAGAACAAUCUAAUCCAAGUCAAGAGUCUUCACUUUCUGAUGCUAGCGUUAUAACAAAUUCCCCUGGCUUAUCCGAUGCGAACAAGAGUUCUUUUCCAGAGUGGAGAAAGGAGGGCCCUGCUGAUUCAAAUGUUUACUCAGUUAACCUCUCUGCAGUUAAACUUGAGGAACCAAGUUUCACAAGUUGUUUGGGUUCCAUGGAUAAUAUGGACAACAAAAAGAAGCUUCUGCUGACUGAGAAAUCUACGUGCCUGAAGAUUUUGGAAAAUACUGAGCUGCAUUUAGCAGCUAGUGAAACACUACCAGUCAAUGAUGGAAAGGGAAAACCUAACGAACAAAAAGCUGAAAGGGAUUGCAAACUUGAACUUUCUACAGUUUCAGGGGAUGCUGAAUUGUCAUUAGGACUGAAGGAACCUCAUAUUUCAGAUUUGGCGGUUCAGAAUAGUGAAUGCACGAUUCCAGAGAAAGUAGAUCCUUCAUUCUAUUUGUCGUUGGGCAAAGCAAAGGCCAUCACCAAAUGCAGGAGUGAUGAUCUUAAUUUGUAUAAUGAUAGAGACUGUCUACAUGCUAACAGAUCUAAUUGGGAUCUCAACACUACAAUGGAUGCUUGGGAGGGUUCUAUUGGUGAUACUGCUACAGGUCAAGGAGUUGCUGCUGGCUUUGAUGGUUCAAAUGCAAUGGGUUGUACUGGUACACACGAUGUAAAGCCUUCUAUAUCUUCAUCCGGAUUUUUUGGGAGUAGUGUUGACUUGGGGAAACAGAUCCUUGGAGGGGGUGAGAAGAGAUCCAAUUUCCUUUUAUCAUCCUUAAGCUCUAGCCAGCAAUAUAAAAAUGAGGAUUCCCUUGGUCUGCAACUUAGUACACCUUGUUUUCUUCCAUCAAAUUGCAGUGGAGAACAUUCUGGUUCAUCUGCUAAAGUAGUUUCAAACUUACAUGGAGUGUUAGUACCAACUGGAAACAUGAGCUCUAUUGGUGGUAUGACUGUAAAAUCAGAACCAUAUGAUGAGAAUGCUAAGCAUGAAGCAAGGGGGAAUCCUACAAGAUCAUUGGAUUUUAGGACUUCGAAGCAUGAAGUGGCUGAGAGGUGCAGUUUAGAAACUCUUAAAUUGUCAAAUACUAGCCCCCAGAAGUUAGUUGAACCUAAAUCAGUAAAGUCUGAGCUAGUCCAGGAUAAUCUGGAAACACAGAGAACAACUAAAGAGACAUCACACCAAUCAGAUGGGAAGGUUGUACAAUGUGAGAAUAACUGUUCCUCUAUGAUGGAGAUGGCCGUAAAACCCCAGAAGCCAAGCCCUUCAGGGUUGCCUACUUGUUCGACUGAGUUGUCUAUGAGUGGGGAUAUGUCAAACCAACCAGAAUAUUCUGGUUGUACCAAAGAAGUCCACAUUAAUAAUGUGGCACCUCAUGAAAGGUGCAAUAAUGUUGAGCAGGUUGCUUUAGAAACAGUUUUUACAUCCAUGGAAAAUCAAAGUAAAGGAUCAACUAUAUGUGAUGGGAUGAUAGAAACUUCUGGUGUAAAAGAUUUAAAUGCUAAGGAUCCUGAGACAUGCAGAUUGAAAUUGAUGAAUGAAUUCCCUCCAAAUUCACGUGGAAAUGGUGAGGGAUCUUUAAGUGAUGAAGACAAAUUCAACAUAUUGACUGACAUGCUUGAAGAUUCUUAUAGUUCUGAUUGUGAGUCAGAUGGUAAUCAUGAUGUAGUUACUAUGGAGGAUGCAAAUGAUAGACAAUUUCGUGAAGAAGAUGAUGAAUAUGAAGAUGGUGAGGUCCGAGAACAACAAUUGCACACUGCCAGCGAAGGCCCUGUUGUUGAGAAAAAAGAAGCAGAAAAUGUUAAUUUUGGUGAUUGUGAUAUAAAAAAUGUGGAUUCAGGUUCUCUUGGCGAAGGGAUUAUUACAGAAUCUGGAGUUGAUGAAAAUGAAAGAAAACUGGAAGAGCAUCCUGAGACAAGUGAUGAUCAUAUCAAAGAGUGUGUUGAUGCAGUUGUUAAUGAGAAAGCUGAACAAGGUGUAGAUAAAGAUGGUUCAUUGCAAGAACCAUUGACAGUAGAAGUGGCAGGAGCUGAAUCUGACGAAAAGAGGUUUAUAAAGGCCACUCAAAGGAAACUGCUUGAUCGAUCAGGAGGGAAAGAUGUUGAGACGGGUCACGAAACAGAAAUAUCAUCUGCUGGAGCCACUAAUGUUAUCCAAGGUACUGUAACAACAGUUGUUCAGCCUGCAGAUGGGAAUACAACUGACACUCUUGAAAAGCCUGAUUCAACUAUGCCCAAGACUGAUCCAUUUCUAAAUGGUAAUGAUGGUGCUAAAGAUGUAAACACUGGAGGCAACCGGAGCCGGAUUAUAAAUUUGCCUCGAGCUACUAACGUGUCUCCUAGUAAAACAAGUUAUAUUCCAGGCAGGUCGUUGCCAUCACAAAGCGGAAGAGAUAGAUAUGUUGAUUUUGAGGGUGGCAAAGUACAUCCACGGGGGAAUAGAGAAGAGAUAUACAUUGAUGGUCCCCGCAAAUUUAUGAGAGAGAGGAUUCAAGAUCAGCCACUCAGAAACUCUAGACUGAACUUUAUGCGUGGCAGAGGGAGGGGUUCCAGCCGGUUAGAUACUCUACGCGGUGAUUGGGAUUCUGAUCGUGAUUUUGCUUCAGAGAUUUACAAUGGUCCGGCCGAUUAUCGGUUUUCUAGGCAUAAACGUGAUUCUAAUGCUACUGCUGAUGCAGAGCUUCAUUGUAAUGGUUAUAUUGUUGCACCAGAUGGUGCUAUUAUAGGUACAGGUAGGGGAGGAAGGAAGCCUUUAAAUGAUGAAUUGCCUUCAUUUCGUCAUCUGUCCUCGAGGAGGCGCUCUCCUGGAGGUAGGGAUGGGCCUGCAACACGUGGCAUGCAAAUGGUUCGUAGAUUUCCAAGAAACAUUAGCCCAAGUAGAUGCAUUGGUGAAGAUGGAUCUGAUAUGGUUGGACUCAGGCGUGGUCAAAAGUUCGCGAGGGGUUUGCCAGAAGAUAUUAUGGAUCCUGCAUUUACUCGUCGCCAACCUCCAUAUGAUGGAGUGGACAAUCGCUUUGCCCGAGGGAGCAGAAACUUUUCUUCUGUCCAGCGAAGGGGUCUUCCUAGAAUUCGGUCAAAAUCUCCAAUACGAUCCCGAACUCGCUCCCCUGGCCCAUGGUCAUCUCCUAGAAGAAGAUCCCCAGAUGGAUUUAAUGGACUUCCUGAAUUAAUGCAUAGGAGAUCUCCAGCUAUUUACCGGAUGGAAAGGAUGAGAUCUCCUGAUCGCCCUUGUUUCCCUGAAGAGAGAUUGGCGAGAAGGCAUGGUUCUCCUCCUUUUAUCUCCCGACCUGCUAAUGAUUUGAGGGAUAUGGAAUCUGGACGAGAUCAUGGUCAUCUGAGGUCUAUUAUACCCAAUAGGAGGAGCCCAUCUGAUAGGGUUUUACCUAGGAACAAUAGGAGAUUUGAUAUUCUAGAUCCUCGAGAAAGGACAGAUACUGAUGAAUAUUUUGGGGGGCCCAUGCAUUCUGGUAGAUUUCAUGAGCUUGAUGGCGAUGGAAAUGGUGAUGAGAGGAGAAAUUGUGGUGAGAGACGGGGACCUGUUCGUUCUUUUAGGCCCCCUUUCAAAGGUGCAGAUGCUGAGAAUUUUCGCUUUCGUGUAGAUGAUGAUGGUCCGAGGCCUUUUAGGUUCUGCCCGGAAGCUGAUUCAGAAUUCAUUGAAAGAAGUAAUUUGAGGGAAAGGGAGUUUGAUGGGCGGAUUAAGAAUAGAUCUGUAAAUGCAUCUAGGAGGACAAGAAGCAUUGAAGAGCAAGAAGGAAACUACAGGCAUGCUGGGCAGGUGUGGCAUGAUGAUGGGUUUGAUGACAGCUCCCGAGGGAAAAGAAGAAGAUUUUGACCUAGUCUUUGUGGCUGCUCUAUGAACCUGAAACUGGAUUUGUUGUUUUAGUUGGAAUGGGACCAGCAGGUGUAAAUAGUUGUGGACAUCUGCAUCCUUCGCAGGGACCUUUUUCUUUUUUAUUUGCCUUCGAACUCGGUGCAUGUUGUUUGUAAUCAGUUGUUGCAGUUACGAGCAGGAUGAAGGAUGUCUAAGCAAAGAGAUGGAUAACAAAGAGAGGGAUCAACAAGUGGGAAUAGUUUAGAUUAUCUGUAUCCUCCUUGUGGAUGUUUCGGUUUGCAUUGAAUGUAGUGCUGGUUGCUGUUUUACAUGGAGCAUAAGUUAUGUAAGUGAUACCCAAUGGUGACUUAAUUUUCGCGUAAUCGUACCUUCCUACAUAUGGUUCAGCAUCUAGGAAUAUGUAGCCAAUGUAAUGUGGUCUGUAGUGGUUCUCCUGGUACCAGGGUUGCCAAUUCUUCCUAAAGGUCAAACUGCUGGUUCCUUUUUUUUUGCCCAUUUCUGGGAGUUAGCUGAAGGGUCUCGGUCCAAUGUUAGCAAGUUCUUUACUGCAAUAAAUUAUGUUGGUACUUUAUAUAUCCUAUGGUCAUUUUGAUGAAGUUGGAUGUUGUAAAUUUUUUGGAUCGAGAGCACCUUAAGAUUAUCUGUAGUAUUUGCAGCUUUAUAUGAUAAUACUUGCCAGGUCUGACAGACUA